AUGUCUCGUCUCCCUCUGCCCUCAUCGUCGGCUCGGACCGAAACGCGGACGCGGCUCAAAAGUACGCCCUCCAGCCCCACCCCUCGCUCGACGGCCACCCCCAAAGCAGCGGUGACACCUCUGGCGAAACCGCGCGCACGGACACCUUCAACGCUUGCGGCCCCAUCACCCACUCCCUCACUCCGUUCCCAACGCAGCUUGCAGAACUUGAAGCCGAAGUCGCCCACGAAAUCUCCAUCCAAGAGGCCACCUCCACUACCUACUCUCGAUGAUGCUCCUCGAAUCCCCAAGCUCAGCAUCCGCGAACAGAUCGCACUCAAACGCGCCGAAGUGAAGAAGGUUGUCUCCCCCUUGAAGGCGACGUUCGAAGACCUAGAGGACGCGUCACCGGAUACAUUUGGCAGGCCCGCGGAGCCUGACGUGGAUCUGGGAAGAUGGUCUAUCAAAGAGGCUAUCGAGCGUGCUCGGAGUUCAGGCGCGAUCAACAUCGCCUCUCGCGAUCUACCCUGCAUACCUUCUGCCCUCUUCGAGAUUCACCUCGGCAUUACCCCGGAGCCUCUGAAGUCGGCACCGGUCGAACCUCCAAUAACGACUUCUUCAUCCUCCAAGCAAUCCAGCAAUGGACCGACAUGGUAUGACGCCCAAGACCUCGAGAUCCUGAAGGCAUGGUCGAACGAGAUCGUCGAGCUCCAGCCGGAGAUCUCGAUGUUUGGCUCCCUCAAAACCGUUGAUCUACACAACAACAAGCUGACAUCGCUCCCAGACAGCUUCGCGGAUCUCGUGGCGCUGAUGGCCGUCGAUUUGUCGCACAACGAGUUGAAAACGCUCCCCACCAAGUUCUGGGCCCUUCCGCACCUCACCACACUCAACCUUGCGUACAACGCCCUCUGCGCCCUCCCCUUCUCUGUCGCCUUCGGAGAAGGAUCCAACCCCCUCGGUCGAACAAAGGAUGCUCGCGGAGACUGGUUCCAACAGGCCAUCACCCGUGCUACGGAGCCUCUACCCCGUCUCACUCAUCUCAAUGUCUCCCACAACCCGCUCACCGCUGCCUCUAUCGAUGUCACUGCACUACCUGCCCAGGUCACGAAGCUCGAUCUCUCUGCGGCUCCCUUGGGCAAGAGCGACACCUUACUGUGCGCCCUCGGUCGUCUAAAAAGGCUGACCGAAGUACGCAUGGUCAAGGCCGACAUCGGCGACGACUCUUUCUCCGUCUCCAUAUUUGCCUCCUCGACGGACACUCUAUUCCCGGCACUCAAGGUCCUUGAUCUCGAGGAGACGCAAGUUUCGCGCCCUGUCAUCGAGGCUACAUUCAUUCCCCCCGCGGUCAAGCAGACGGUCCAGUACGAUGUCACCGCGCAAGAGCCCCCAGCGGGCGUUCUUCGCGUCGUCCUUGGGAAGCGGGUCAUCAAGGAAGCGUGGGAGAUCGACACUGAACGUCGGUCUCAGCAGCGCCGCCAAGUCGCCUUCCCAAACAUUCCUAGCGCGAUGACAGGAUCUUCCGAGCCUAAAGCAGUCGCGAAAGCAGUGGUGAAAGAGCCGUGGGAGGAGAAGGUCCUCAGCGAGGGCGCCAAGCGGCGAGCUCGCGCCCAAGCCGCAGCUUCGCCCGAGCCCACGAAGCCUGCAGCGCCUCCCUCGACGAGAGCGCCACCUCCAGUAGCGAUCAAGGCCGUCCAGAAAGAAGCCUGGGAGAUUGAAGCCGAGUCAGGCAUGCUCAGCGCAGGAGCACGUCGACGCGCGCGAGCCCAGGCCGUUGCUGCUGCCCAGUCUCACAAGCCUGAAGACCCCACGUCCAACGCCUCGUCCCGACCCGCGUCGCGCACGCCCUCCCCGACGAAGAGCCCUACGACAGUCGGCGCCGCGCUUGCCCACCCACAAUACUACGAUGCCCCCGCGCGCACGCUCACCCUCCCGCCCUCCGCGCCGCCGGCGAAGGCCACCCAUACGCGCUCGUUCUCCCUGGCUGCCCCGCGCCAGCAGCCGCCCGCACCGGUGUCCGAGCUCGCGCUGGCGAUCCCCGCGCCCACGCUUCCGCUGGCGGCGAUCGCGGAGCUGCCGCUCGCGCACAACCUCAAGGUGCUCGUCCUCGCGAACCGGCGGGCGGACGUCGCGUUCGCGCUGCCCGCCGCGCUCGCCGGCGGCGGCGCGCUGCCGUACCUCGAGGAGCUCAGCUUCGCGAACUGCAACCUGCCCGAGGCGGUCCCCGUCGCGCGCGUCGACGCGGGCAGCGAGACCGCGCCGCGGGUGGCGGAACCGCUGCUCCCGCUCCUCGCGCGCCUGUUCCCGAGCGUGCGCACGCUCGACCUGUCCUACAACCAGCUCUCGUCCGCGGCGCUGACGAAGGAGGCGCUCUCCGCCCUCAUCUUCGCGUCGGACGCGGACGCGCGGAAGGGCUUGCGUGCGCUCCGGCUGCGGGGCAAUCGCAUCGACGCGCUCGACGGCUUCAAGGACGUCGCGGAGCGCUUCCGCGGGAACCGGGACGUGCCGGAGUGGCACAUGGAGGAGCUGGAUUUGCGGGACAACGAAAUUGGGAAGAUGCCGGCGGAGCUGGGGCUGCUACCACUCGAGGUGUUCUUGGUGGAUGGGAACGUCUUUCGGGUGCCACCCAGACGCGUCUGGGAGCGUGAGGGCACGAAGGGGCUUCUUGGUUGGCUCAGAGGCCGGAUCGAGUGA
This is a messenger RNA of Epithele typhae, 2670 nucleotides long. RefSeq lists its product as uncharacterized. Gene Ontology annotation, molecular function: protein binding. Lineage: Eukaryota; Fungi; Basidiomycota; Agaricomycetes; Polyporales; Epitheliaceae. Bases 1 to 2670 code for a protein of 889 amino acids. The transcript has 4 exons. The record is from RefSeq and is a predicted model, not a curated record.